GUACCUCCCUGGCCCCGCCCCCGCCUCCGGGCUCCGGCUCCGCUUGUCGAGCCCCUCGCGCCCCGCAGGGGCCGAGAGGGAGCGAGUGAGCCCGGUAGGAAGCGAGGGCGGGAGCGGUCGAGCCUCCGGCCCCAACAGCAUAAACCGAAAACAUGGAAAGGAACAGUCAUCCAUUUUUCACUCCUCCUACUGUAUUUGCUAAUAAUAGUUUGAUCCUGUGGACUCUUUGCUCAGUGUUGGUGCCAGUGUUGAUCACCUUGUGGUGUAGCUUCCAGAGGUCCCGGAGGCAGCUUUACCGGAGAGACAUUUUCCGAAAGAGCAAACAUGACUGGCGGGACACAGACCUCUUCAGCCAACCGACCUACUGCUGCAUGUGCUCCCAGCACAUCCUUCAGGGUGCUUUCUGUAACUGUUGUGGGCUGUGCACCGAUGAAGACUGCCUCAAGAAAGCAGAUCGCCGGUUCCAGUGCAAAGAGAUCAUGCUGAAAGGUGAUGAGGUUGACCAGAACAACAUGCCUCACCACUGGAUCCGUGGCAAUGUCCCUCUCUGCAGUUACUGCCUUGUUUGCAAGCAGCAGUGUGGUAACCAACCCAAGCUCUGCGAUUACAGGUGCAUUUGGUGUCAACACACAGUACAUGAUGAUUGUUUGGAAAGCCUAAAGGAUGAAAAGUGUGAUUUUGGAGAAUUCAGAAGCCUCAUCAUUCCCCCAGGUUAUUUGAGUGAAAUCAGUAAGAUGCGUAAGGACAAAAAAACUGAUUAUGGAAAGAUAACCUUAUCCUUGGGAACUCAGUGGACUCCAAUAAUCAUCUUAGCCAAUACUCGUAGUGGAAAUAACAUGGGGGAUGCCCUACUGGGAGAAUUUAAGAUUCUACUAAACCCAGUCCAGGUUUUUGAUCUGACCGAAGUUCCCCCCUCCAAGGCCUUGCAGCUUUGCAUUCUGCUUCCUGAUAAUUCUGCCCGAGUCCUUGUAUGUGGUGGGGAUGGCACCGUAGGCUGGGUCCUAGAUGCAAUUGACGAAAUGAAGAUCAAGGGACAAGAACAGUACAUUCCACAGGUUGCGAUCUUGCCUCUCGGAACAGGCAACGAUCUAGCCAAUACACUGGGCUGGGGUGCAGGAUACGCUGGUGAAAUUCCGGUGGCACAGAUCUUAAGAAAUGUAAUGGAAGCAGAUGGAGUUGAACUAGAUCGGUGGAAGGUGCAGAUAACGAAGAGAGGAUAUUACAGCUUAAGGAAGCCAAAGGUAUUCACAAUGAACAACUAUUUUUCUGUCGGACCUGAUGCUCUCAUGGCACUAAAUUUUCAUGCUCACCGUGAGAAGACGCCAUCCCUGUUUUCUAGCAGAAUUAUUAAUAAGGCUGUUUAUUUAUUCUAUGGAACCAAAGAUUGUUUAGUACAAGAAUGUAAAGAUCUGAAUAAAAAAGUUGAGCUAGAGUUGGACGGUGAGCGAGUAGAUCUGCCGAAUUUGGAAGGAAUCAUAGUUCUCAAUAUUGGAUACUGGGGAGGCGGCUGCAGACUGUGGGAAGGAAUGGGAGAUGAGACUUAUCCUCUAGCCAGGCAUGACGAUGGGUUAUUGGAAGUAGUUGGAGUGUAUGGGUCUUUCCACUGUGCUCAAAUUCAAGUGAAAUUGGCUAAUCCUGUCCGAAUAGGACAGGCACAUACUGUCCGGUUGAUUUUGAAGAGCUCAAAGAUGCCAAUGCAGAUAGAUGGAGAGCCUUGGGCCCAAGGGCCCUGCAUAGUCACCAUCACUCAUAAGACACGAGCAAAGAUGCUGUGUUUUACUGGGGAGCAGACUGAUGACGACGCUUCCAGCACAUCGGAGCAGGAGGAGCACACCCAAGAGACUGAAGCUACUGAUGAAGAAUUGUGAUCCUCUACACAAGUCCAACUGUAGAGAUCUUAGUCCGCUCUUCAGUUUCUUUAGAAUGUUGUCAGCACUGUAAGAAUUGGGGGGGGGGGGGGGAACAUUCUAAAGAAAGCUAAGCUUUAGGUUACUUGCAAAAGUUCAAUGCUUAGUUUUAGCAAAAUACUUUCACUAUAUGCUCUUCAACUAAAAGUUACAGAAGUUACACCAUUUGCAAAAUGUAUUUUUUUUUCAUUGUAUGUUUUUCAGUGACAGGGAUAUAGACUUUUAAGUCUAUACUGUCUCAUUCUUUUUUCUGGUAGCAAAUGUCUGGUAUGCACAUUUUAUGUGCAUCAAGGUGUGAUCUGAAGAAAUAAAAUUCUUUUCCUUUAUCAGUUUUUAGUUCAUAGCAUUGGAACAUUUUAAAACAUAUCUAUCAUUUUUGUGGAAAUGCACUGAUUUAAGCUAGGACUGCAUGGAAUUUUAAAGAAAUCUUAGGCACUGAUAAAAUUGUCCAUCUACUUGGCUGCACUUUAUUCAUUAACUGAAGAUUCCUAUAUCAUCAGGCAGGCAGAGGAUUCAUCCACAAAGACUGCCAUUAAAGAAAACUGGCCCCUUUAAAUUUUACUACAGGAUCAUUUUCAGACAGCUGGCCAAUCACCAUAGUUUAAUUGGUUACCCAACUUAAGGGUUUGGUUUCAGAAUCUCUGAAACAUUUUUAUAGCCCAAAAACCAGUAGGAAUGAAUUGGGACUAUAAUCAGAUACUUUGUAUGAGCACUGUUAAAACUCACUGUCCAUGGAAAUCUGUGCUUGUCACUUCUCUCUUCUGGAUGGUAAUUUAAAGAGACAUUGAAAUUUGAAGGUACAUUUUAAAAUGUGCAAGUGAAAUUUGUUAAACAAGCACUGCCCAACCAGAAUAAUUGAUGCAUUUUACAUGCAGUAGCAAGUUCCAAGAAAAAAAUGCAUAUGGGGUAAAUAGGCAUUUUUAUCAUUCUCAGAUAUCUUGAAAUAAUUAUGUUCUUGAUGUUCUCCCAUUUAAAAAAUAACAAUGAAUAAGUGUUUACAUCUUAUGAUUUGUUUAAAAUGAGAAAUAUAUGUAUAUUUUUUUUUUACUUAUUUAUUUGCCUGAUACGUGCCUGUUUGUACAGCACAUAUCAGUUAAUCAGUUAAUAUACUGUGGUAGCUACUUCUGUUGGAUUGAAAUUUAUUAUAUGGGAGGGCAGCUAGAUGGCGCAGUGGAUAAAGCAUCGGCCCUGGAUUCAGGCAGACCUGCGUUCAAAUUUAGCCUCAACCACUUGACACUUACUAGCUGUGUGACCCUGGGCAAGUCACUUAACCCUCAUUGCCUUGCAAAAAAAGAAAUGUAUCAGUUGGGCCCUUGCUUGGAUGGGAGACCACAGCUUGCCUAAAUAUUCUUGUUCUCCAAUUAUAGCCUUCCUAAGAGCUCAAAAAAAAAAACAACGAAAAGCACUGGCAAGUGACUUUCGGAUAACUGAUACAUCUGUAAACCAUUUUUAAUAUCGUAUUGUUUGUCUAGCCUGGCAAACUCCUGUGAGAGGAUAGUACCAAAGGACUGUUCUCAGAGUUGUCCAGGAGGGGGCGCGCUUUUGCCCCAGCUGCUGCUUCCAACUGCGAACCCAUGGGCCUUCCACCUUUCCCUCUAGCCUAUUGUGUCAUGACCAAGUCCUGACAGUUUUUAGACGAGGUAUGGUUGUUUCUCUUUGGCAUCAGCCUCAAAAUAUCAGGAAUGUACCCCUGACACCCCAAACACCCCUAGCUUCUUUUAAUAAUUGAAGAUGAGUGUAUAUAUCAUUUGUAAAUUGGUUUAAACACCUUCUUGAACCUACUGAUAUUUCCAGUCCAUACUGUCUUUGGGAGAUAGCAAGUUACAUGUGCCCUUUUCACUUGUCCUAACUUUAUCUCUUCUGAGUUUCAAGGAGUGAGUCCCGAUUGUAGCAUUGGAAGAUUUGGUGAAGGACUUUUAGCAUGGAAGUGGUAGAAUUUCACAGGUUUGGCUUAUUGCUUGGUUUUGUUGUGUUUUCUUGAACAGAGUAAUCAUGUAUGAGUAUAAUGAAAUUAGGCAUAUGAUUUGUUCCAUAAUCAAAAUUCUAUCCUGGGCCACUAGCAUAUUUCAUGUUUUCCUGUGCUUGGUGCACAGGGUUGAAGUAGUGUAAAGGGUAGGGACAAAGGAACUAGUUAAUUGAAUGUUUUUCUUAUUCAAAACUGUCCUGCAUCUGUUAUUUUCUCUCAAGCAACCAUAGUCAGAAGUCAAGCCACUGCAUAAAAUAACUUCUAAAAACUGUUCUUUAAGCAAAAUCACCAAGUAGAUUUUGAAAUAGCCCUAUAUCUUAAAUAGUUCAUCCAUUCAUUCUUUUUCCUUAGACAUACCAUUUUCCAGUGUCAUUUCUAGCAUCGCUCAAGUGAUCAUUUUAAAAUUUGAUACUUGGAAAGGUAUUAUGGGAUGUUAUUGUGUAUUAAGGAGGGAAAGUGUCCUACAAAAAAGUAUUCCUGUCUUAUUUUAACAAAGUAUGUUUAAGUUUUUGGACAUAUAGCCAGGUAUAUACAAGUAAAUUUCACUUGCAGAAAAUCUGAUUGAGAAAGUCCAAAGUGACAGAGCCUGGUCUUAAGGAGAAGUGUUUUCAUCACAAGGGAUGUUUCAUUUCACAAAACUUCAUCAUGUACUCUCCUAGUUCAUUCUAAAAUCCUUCCCCUCCUAAAAAAAAUCAACUUAUAAUUUCUCAGGCAGAGAACAUUUCUACAAAAUUAGUACAUAUCCAAAUUCCUCUCAUCUUUCACUGUCUUGAUACAUCCCUAAAUCCUAAUAAGUGUAGUUAUUUGAAAUAGAUUUUGAGGCACUUACACUUCCCUUUGCUGUAAGCUUUAGUUAAAUUGGAGUAUAGUCAUUUAAAAUUGAUUUUUAAGUUGUCGGACUGUUUUGUUUUUUUUUUUCCAAGAGAUUAUCUGUAUUUAAAGUACCAGCAGCUUUUGUUUUACUAUCUGAAAUGUUUUCUUUAAUCCUUAGCAGUGGAUUUACUAACAUUUUUUAAAAUUUUUACAGUCAAAGUGGUUCAUGUUUUAUUGUUUUAAGGUCUGUCAGAAAUAUAUAGUAAUUGUCUUUUGAAAUACAGUAGCUUACUUGGUAUUGUAAAAUACUGUGAUUCAGAAGCUAAGUCCUCUUUGCCAUGUAAACCCAGAAACUACCAGCAUGUCUGAAGUGAAAACGUAUUCCCUUUUUUGGAAAUACUUUACAGUUGUAAUAUAAACUUUUUUUUAUUUUGAUAUGUAUUAUGAAAUUCUGAUAUUGCACUAAAUAGAAUGACUUUUAAAGCUGUAUCAUUUUUCAUAUUAAUGUAGGUCUGAAUGCAUAAUUUUUGUUUGUCCCAAAUGAGCAAUGAGAGGGGUAAAGUUUCCAUGCCUUCCCCCACACUGAAUGUUGACAGAGGAGGAAGAAUCUGCACUUUAUUUAGAGAUUUUGGCAAAUCUGAGGAGAUAAGAGUAUGGCAUAAUAGAGUUUAAGAAAAAUAAGCAGAAGCCCCAGCUCUGUAAAGGUGCAUUCCCAGACACAAGUACCAAGAAUAUGAUUUGUUUGGCUUUAUUUGUAUUUUAAGGAAAUUGACAGACCUGCUACUGUACUUGCCUUUAGGGCCUGUGUCCCCCACAUCUUCUGUUCCCAUAAGUCUGCAGAAGGACAUCAGAUGCACUUAAAAUUUGUUUGAAAGACUAAAUUACUUUCCUUUUUUCUCAGAUACCCAAAGUGUUCUUUCUAAGACAGGGUGGAGAAGGGGAAUGUGUUUAAUAGAAAACAUAAAAUAUUGUAUGACUGGCAACUUGUGUAUAGUUAUUUUCACUUCCCAGUUUUAUACUUCCCCUUUGAUUUUUUUUUUUAUUUACAUUAUUAAAUUUUUUCCCUUGUUUCACUUUGGUUUUGUUUGGGGUUCUCUGGAACAGUGGUCAAUUGGCCACUUCAUAAUGUUAAGAUAUUUAUUGAGUAGUAAAGCACUGGCUUUAACCCCUUCUUCCUUUGUUCUAGUAAAGUGCAGAAGUGAUCCAUUUGUUUUCUAUUAUUUUUAGAUGUGUAAAUUAAUAUAUAUUUAUUUAAUUGAAAUACCACUGACUAUCCAUCAGUUAACUGCUGCAUUCUGCUUUUGUUAUGUUGAGUCUAUACUGUUGUGUUGUAUGAGUAAAACAGCAAAAAUGUGAAUUCAGACAUUUUAUUAAACUUCAGGCAUGAGUUACUUAUUUCUUCUGGAGAAUAAAACAUACCUUUA
This is a messenger RNA of Dromiciops gliroides (monito del monte), 6110 nucleotides long. RefSeq names its product diacylglycerol kinase epsilon (gene DGKE). The transcript is spliced from 12 exons. Lineage: Eukaryota; Metazoa; Chordata; Mammalia; Microbiotheria; Microbiotheriidae. Bases 153 to 1868 code for a protein of 571 amino acids. Gene Ontology annotation, molecular function: ATP-dependent diacylglycerol kinase activity. The record is from RefSeq and is a predicted model, not a curated record.